Messenger RNA from Prosopis cineraria, 1282 nucleotides. Its product is annotated as thiamine thiazole synthase 2, chloroplastic-like. Lineage: Eukaryota; Viridiplantae; Streptophyta; Magnoliopsida; Fabales; Fabaceae. Gene Ontology annotation, biological process: thiamine biosynthetic process. The record is from RefSeq and is a predicted model, not a curated record. The transcript has 2 exons. The coding region runs from base 68 to 1051 and encodes 327 amino acids.
UCUCACAAAUCUCAAUCUUCCUCCUUUAGAUAAAACACUCAAAGGAGCAGCCUUUCUUUCUUCUUCCAUGGCAGCCAUGGCCGUUGCAACUCUCACCCCCUCUCUUUAUUCAAACCCUAAAUCCUCUUUCACUGCCUCAUCCUUCCAUGGCACGCCAGUUCAUUCUUCUCGCUUCAAGGCCAUCAAAUCCACCGCCGCCACCUCCACGAUCUCCAUGUCCCUAACCUCACCACCUUACGAUCUCCAGUCCUUCAAAUUCCAGCCCAUCAAAGAAUCCACGGUCUCCCAAGAAAUUACCCGCCGAUACAUGACCGACAUGAUCACCUACGCCGACACUGACGUCAUCGUCAUUGGUGCCGGCUCCGCCGGACUCUCCUGCGCCUACGAGCUCAGCAAGAACCCCUCCGUCCAAGUAGCGAUCAUCGAACAAUCCGUCAGCCCCGGCGGUGGUGCGUGGCUAGGCGGGCAGCUCUUCUCCUCCAUGGUGGUCCGCAAGCCGGCCCAUCUGUUCCUGGACGAGCUGGGCGUCGAGUACGACGAGCAAGAGCACUACGUCGUGAUAAAGCACGCGGCCGUGUUCACGUCCACCAUCAUGAGCAAGCUUCUGGCUCGGCCGAACGUGAAGCUGUUCAACGCAGUGGCGGUGGAGGAUUUGAUCGUGAAAGAAGACAGAGUGGCCGGGGUGGUGACGAACUGGGCGUUGGUGUCGAUGAACCACGACACACAGUCGUGCAUGGACCCGAACGUGAUGGAGGCGAAGGUGGUGGUAAGCUCUUGUGGACACGACGGGCCGUUUGGAGCCACUGGAGUGAAGAGACUGAAGAGCAUCGGCAAGAUCGAUAGCGUUCCAGGGAUGAAGGCGCUGGACAUGAACGCUGCAGAAGAUGCGAUUGUGAGGCUGACGAGGGAGGUCGUGCCUGGCAUGAUCGUCGCUGGUAUGGAAGUUGCCGAAAUUGAUGGAGCCCCAAGAAUGGGUCCGACGUUUGGGGCGAUGAUGAUAUCGGGGCAGAAGGCGGCACAUCUGGCUUUGAAGGCGUUGGGGAAGGAGUAGAACAAUACGAUUGGUGGGUCUUAUGAAGUUAGCAGUGAAGAAACUGAGCUCAUUUUUGCCUCUGCUGACACUGAAGACAUUGUUGAUGCUUAAUAUAUAUAUAUAUAUAUAUAUAUGAAGUUGGAAGUUUUUGUUGUAAUUUUUACUGCUCUUGUAGUUUCCGUAGUUUUGAAGCAAAUGUGUAAAGGGUAAAAGAAUGUGAAUGAAGCAGAGACAUUUCAGUUUGUCUCA